This is a messenger RNA of Triticum dicoccoides, 800 nucleotides long. Its product is annotated as BURP domain-containing protein 10-like. Bases 13 to 717 code for a protein of 234 amino acids. The transcript has a single exon. The record is from RefSeq and is a predicted model, not a curated record. NCBI's taxonomy places the organism in Eukaryota, Viridiplantae, Streptophyta, Magnoliopsida, Poales, Poaceae.
AAACAUGGAACCAUGUCGAACAUGGUGUUCUUAGAAGAGGCCCUCAAACCAGGAUCAACUAUUCCUUGUUACAUCCAACCAUCGGCCGCCUUAGGAGCUCCUUUGUUACGGCGUGAUGUCGCCGACUCUAUCCCUAUGUCCACGAGGAACUUCAUCAAAAUUCUGACAAUGUUUGCACCAGCGUCCAACGACAUGGCUACCAAAAUAUGGUCGACGCUGGAUAAUUGCGAGCACCCGCGUGCUAUCAAGGGUGAGACGAAGGCAUGUGUCAGCUCUGUGGAGUCAAUGGUGGAGUUUGCUGCAUCCGUGCUCGGGGUUAGUACCUAUAACCUCGCAGCCUUCUCCUCACCGCACGUGCCCGUGGAUGGCGUCAUGACAGGGAGGGGGUACAAAGUGGCGGCUGUAACGAGGGUCAGAGAGGCGGGGAACACCAUGACUUGCCAUCGCGGGAGAUUCCCGUUCGCUAUGUUCAUGUGCCACGCGGUGAAUCCCACCAGAGUGUACUCGGUGACGCUCGAGGGGGAGGACGUUGAUGCUGACGGUGCGGGGCAGAGGAUGGAGGUGCUUGCCGUGUGCCACCUGGACACGUCAGACUUCCACCCAGCUAAGAUGCCGUUGCACGUCAAGCCUGGAGAUGCUCCACUCUGCCACUUCAUCUCCAGGGACAGCAUUCUCUGGGCGCCUGCUACGCCCGCUUCUGCUCACGCUGCUGCUUAGCUACAUGUGUAGCUGCAUAAAUAAGAACAGUGUGUACCUAUGUAAGGCGUAUGCAUGCAUGUCCAGAGCAGUCAUCCAUGCCU